Messenger RNA from Punica granatum (pomegranate), 1849 nucleotides. Lineage: Eukaryota; Viridiplantae; Streptophyta; Magnoliopsida; Myrtales; Lythraceae. The record is from RefSeq and is a predicted model, not a curated record.
UCGAUGCACUAAACAACAACAUGACCCAUCCCCUCCCUCUACUUUCUCUAUCAACAAAAACCAACCAACCAAACACACACCCACCCCCAAACACAAACAAGUCAAGAAACACCACAAGACCAGAGAACAUGUUCCUCCUCUACUUCCUCUUGUUCAUAGGCUUCUAUGUGAUAUCAAGGCACCUUUUCCACAACAUCCGCAACUUCCCGCCCACUCCCUUCCCGACCUUCCCCAUCCUCGGCCACCUCCACCUACUCAAGAAGCCCCUCCACCACUCCCUCGCCACCAUCUCCCGCCGCCAUGGCCCCAUCCUCCUCCUCCAGUUCGGUUCCCGCCGCGUCCUCGUCAUCUCCUCCCCCUCCGCCGCUGAAGAGUGCCUCGCCAAGAACGACAUCAUCUUCGCGAACCGCCCGCGCCUCCUCGCAGGUAAAUACUUGGGUUAUGACUACAUGAGCCUCGCGUGGGCGCCCUACGGGGACCACUGGAGGAACAUGAGGCGGAUUGCAACCCUCGAGAUCCUUUCGUCCCACCGGCUCAACAGCCUGUCCAGGAUAAGGGCUGGCGAGGUCAGUGCUCUCGUGAGGCGGCUUGCGAGGAACGAUUACUGGGCACAGCCUGUGGAUAUGAAGAAGGCCCUGUUCGAGCUGAUGCUGAAUGUGAUGAUGAGGAUGAUCGUCGGGAAGAGGUACUAUGGAGAGAACGCGGCGGAGGCAGAGGAAGCAAAGAGGUUCCGUGAUAUUGUAACAGAGACGUUCAGGAUUGGAGGGGCCACGAACAUUGGGGAGUUCCUGCCGUUCCUUAGGGUGAUAGGGUUCAUGGGGGUGGAGAAGGACCUGCAGACAUUGCAGGAGAAGAGGGACCGCUUCAUGCGGUGUCUGCUUGACGAGCAAAAGAGGGAGACCAAAGAGAAGAACAAGAAUAACCUGAUACAGGACUUGCUGUCCUUGCAAGAAACAGAACCCGAGUACUACAAAGACAUUACCAUCAGAAGCAUCAUGUCCGUCCUAUUAGCAGCGGGGACCGACACUUCCGCCGCGACAAUGGAGUGGGCCAUGUCGCUCCUAUUGAACCAUCCCGAGGUCUUAAAGAAGGCACAGGCGGAGAUCGACAAAGUUGUUGGAUGGGACCACCUGGUAAACGAGUCAGACCUCUCUAGGCUCCCUUACCUCCACAACAUCAUCAAGGAGACACUUCGCUUGUUCCCCGUGGCCCCGCUCUCGGUCCCCCACGAGUCGUCCGAGGGGUGCCAUGUGGGCGGAUAUCGGGUACCCGGGGGCACAAUGCUCUUGAUCAACCUGUACUCGAUCCAGCGGGACCCGCGCUACUGGUCAGAACCCGAGAAGUUCAAGCCCGAGAGGUUUGAGGGGACGGAAGGGGUUAGAGACGGGCACAGGAUGCUGCCAUUCGGAUCUGGCAGGAGAGGGUGCCCGGGGGAGAACCUGGCUCUAAGGAUGAUGUCUGUGACCCUGGGGUCGCUGAUUCAGUGCUUUGAGUGGGGGCGGAAAGGCAAGGAGCCAGUGGACAUGACCGAGGCGACGGGCCUCACCAUGCCCAAGGCGCGUCCGCUGAUGGCUAAAUGUAGGCCCCGAGAAAGCAUGAUGCCACUCCUUUCUCAAAUAUGAGCGGUCAGUUAUGUAAGAUAUGACCAGGUAGUGAAUGAUAAAAUACGUUCCAUUGUUGUAAUAUGUCGUUGCCGUGUAUGACGAUUGUAGAAUGUAGUUGUAAUGAAAGGCAAGGACCACCGACAGGAAAGGGUCUUAGUGCAAUGGUUAAGACGCCAACUCGAAAUCAAGAGGUCUUGAGAUCAAUCCUCACAAGUGAGACAUAUGUGUCUCUUUAUUUUGUUUAA